AUGGCGGACAGAGAUGGUCGAAAUUUUCGUUCUUUUUACUACGAUACUCUUGGCUUAAAGAACGUUGAACAGAAGAAAGCGCUUGAGAUAUUACUAAAAGAUGAAGAAAUAGAUGUUGACCGAGUGGCAACAUUCAGCUGUAAAUUCAGUUUACCAGCUGUGUUUAGGCCACACGUUUGGAAAAUAUUACUAGGUAUCUUAUCCCCAUAUCAAGCAGCUCAUAGCUACAUGACACAACAAAGAACAGAACAGUUCCACGAUCUCAAAAAAGCUUUAAUAGUUAUCAACCAGAUAGAUUCUCAGAAUGCAGACUUGGGUGAGCUUAUUACGAAGAUGUACCUGAUGCAAGAAGGAGGAUAUCGCGUGAAUACUGUCUCUGAGGAACUCAAAACCCAAGUCAGAAUCCUACAUGCCGUUGUCAAUGUUUUUGCAGAUAUGUUUGAAGAUGAGGUGGAUCUCUACUGGCUUUCAAUUAAGUUUGUCCAAAUACAGAAACAGUUUAUUAAUCAAUGGGAGACAUUGCUAAAGAUAAUUGAACACUAUAUCCAAACAGAAGACAACUCACUAUGGAGACAUCUUCAAUCACUUAAUGCUUUUGAACAUCUCCCAUAUAAAAGGUGGUUUGAGAGUAGUUUUUCAGAAGAUUUGCCUGAUUCCUGCAUGGAAAGGAUAUGGGACAAAGUUGUUGCUGGCUCUAGUAGGAUAUUAGGAAUUGUUGGUGUGGCUUUACUUAUUGUAUACAGGCAUCAGUUACUAAGCAUCAAAGAAUCACAGGCUUUUCUACAAGUUUUUAACAAGCCAUGCCCUGAGAAUGCCUGUGUGAUUGUUGCCAGCAAAGCAAUGGAACUCUGGGACAAACAUGGUAGUACAAUUAACAGUGAACCGUUACAAGUUAAACCUACACAGGGAUCCUAGAAGACUCGACAAUUUGUUUAACAUACACAGGAAACCCAAACAUCCAAUUAUGUGUACACAGGGAUCCAAGAACACUGAUAGUUUGUUUAACAUACACAGGAAAUCCAACCAUCAAAUUAUGUGUACACAGGAAUUCCAGCAUAUAGGUGCUCAGGAAUCCCAAGAGUGUGACCACAGACAUCAGCUAUGACAAUGUCACAGUGAUUCCAAGUUUUAUCUUUGAGCGUACUAACUAAUUAAUAAUGUCGUCAAGACUAUAAAUUAUUUAUAUAUUUAUCUAUUCAUAAUAGUGCAAAAAAAUCAUUAUAGGAAAAUAAUUUAAUGAUUGUAAGAUAUUUAAUUUAUCAUGCUCUAAGCAGGAAGCUUUGUAUUAAGGCUGCUUUGCAAGACUACAUCAUUCGUUAUUCUUAAUAUCUUUGGAAAAGAGAUGAACAUAUUUCUAAAAUAAAAGACAUUCAAAAUA
Messenger RNA from Exaiptasia diaphana, 1378 nucleotides. RefSeq names its product TBC1 domain family member 7. Gene Ontology annotation, biological process: negative regulation of TOR signaling; activation of GTPase activity. Gene Ontology annotation, molecular function: GTPase activator activity. The record is from RefSeq and is a predicted model, not a curated record. NCBI's taxonomy places the organism in Eukaryota, Metazoa, Cnidaria, Anthozoa, Actiniaria, Aiptasiidae. Bases 1 to 915 code for a protein of 304 amino acids. The transcript is spliced from 8 exons.